Messenger RNA from Mitosporidium daphniae, 471 nucleotides. RefSeq lists its product as uncharacterized. NCBI's taxonomy places the organism in Eukaryota, Fungi, Microsporidia. Bases 1 to 471 code for a protein of 156 amino acids. The record is from RefSeq and is a predicted model, not a curated record. Gene Ontology annotation, molecular function: RNA binding; structural constituent of ribosome. Gene Ontology annotation, cellular component: cytosolic small ribosomal subunit. The transcript has a single exon.
AUGCUUAUCCCUACGCCGAAUCGCAAAUUAAUCCACCAAUAUCUUUUCAAGGAGGGAGUCAUCGUUGUCAAGAAGGAUUAUCAUCUUCCUCAACAUCAGGAAAUCCCUGUUCCCAAUCUCCAGGUUGCAAAGGCGCUUCAGUCCCUACAUUCCAGAGACUAUGUCUCCCUCACAUUCUCGUGGAAAUACUACUACUAUAUCCUUACUGAAAAGGGUAUUGAGCACCUCCGUCGAGAACUCAACUUGCCGACAUCUGUUGUCCCAGCAACUGUUGCUAAAGCACUCAAGACACCAACGACGCUGGAAGAGCGUCCUUUUGGUCGUCGCUCUGGUCGUGAUGAAGAGAAAAAGAAAGAAGCUGGAGCUUCCUCUGAAUUCAAACCGCAAUUUGUAAGUUGUUUCUAUUCAUCAUUUUCUAGAGAGGAGCCGCUCGCCAGGCCCGCCAAUAAAUUUCUUUUGGUUAAUAAAUAA